AUUUCCUCGUUUAAAACGAGGGGUUGGGUCUCUAGCUCCACAGCGUGCGCCGUAGUUCCUCAACUGCCAAGUUCAAUCUCAACGUUCUCUCUCUCUCUCUCUCUCUCUCUCUCUCUCUCUCUCUCAUCUUGGAUAAAUAGAACCAAACCAAGGACUCGAAGAUAAGAUUUGGGUAUCGGAAGAAGAUGGCCGGAGUGGAGCUGCUACCGAGAGAAUACGGAUACGUUGUUCUUGCUCUCGUUCUCUACUAUUUCCUCAAUUUCUGGAUGGGUAUUCAAGUCGGUAAAGCCCGCAAAAAGUAUAAGGUUUUCUAUCCGGUCAUGUACGCUAUAGAAUCUGAAAACAAGGAUGCAAAGCUCUUCAACUGCGUCCAGAGAGGGCACCAGAACUCGCUGGAGGUGAUGCCCGCUUUCUUCAUGUUGAUGAUUCUAGGAGGGAUCAGACAUCCCCUGAUUUGCGCAUCCCUUGGACUUCUUUAUACCAUCACUCGCUACUUCUAUUUCACUGGCUAUGCCACCGGCAAUCCCCAAAACCGCCUUAGCAUUGGGAAAUACGGUUUCUUGGCAUUAUUUGGGCUUGUAAUCUGCACAAUAUCAUUUGGGAUCAAUCUACUCCUUGCAUGAAUACGGCCUGCUUCAUCAGGUUGUACUUCCUUAGCAUCCUCAGUUGCGUUGUUGUCUUCUGUUGCAUCUUUCUAGGUUCAGUGUUUUCCAUGAAUUAGGAUAGUUUUGUUAGCUCUUAAAGGAGGCGUAAGAAUACCUCAACCUCUUGUAGCUCACGUUUGUUUUGUUAUAAUAAUGUUAUAACAUGGAUGCUUUGGACAUGGUUAAUAAAAUUGUUGGUACUGAA
Molecule: messenger RNA, 849 nt
Organism: Rhododendron vialii
Lineage: Eukaryota; Viridiplantae; Streptophyta; Magnoliopsida; Ericales; Ericaceae
Exons: 4
Coding region: 186-623 (145 amino acids)
Cellular component (GO): nuclear envelope; membrane; endoplasmic reticulum
Molecular function (GO): glutathione peroxidase activity; glutathione transferase activity
Source: RefSeq, a predicted model, not a curated record